AUGGGUUAUCUAAAUCUUAGAGGCUCUUUGCUUCCAUUGCUCUGUCUGCACCUGCUCCUAUCACUAUUCAUCUCAUUGGCUACAGCAGACAUAGCCUCUGAGAAGCAAGCUCUCCUUGCUUUUUCCUCCGCAGUCUACCAUGGCAAGAAGCUCAACUGGGAUCAAAACAUCUCGCUGUGCUCAUGGCAUGGUGUAACAUGCGCAGAGGAUCGGUCACAUGUAUUUGCCCUUAGGGUACCAGCUGCUGGGCUGAUUGGUGCAAUUCCUCCAAAUACUCUUGGCAAGCUUGUCUCCCUUCAGGUGUUAAGCCUGAGGUCUAAUCGGUUGAGCGGAAGCAUUCCUUCUGAUGUCAUCUCACUCCCUUCUUUACGUUCCAUAUUUCUUCAGCAUAAUGAACUGUCAGGAGAUUUGCCUUCCUUUGUUUCUCCAGGCCUCAUCACCCUUGACCUUUCCUACAACUCCUUUACAGGGCAAAUGCCUACAAGCUUGCAAAAUCUUACUCAGUUAUCUAUCCUGAAUUUAGCAGAAAAUUCUUUGUCUGGACCUAUUCCUGAUCUCAAGCUUCCAAGCUUAAGACAAUUAAAUUUGAGCAGUAAUGAGCUGAAUGGCUCAAUUCCUCCCUUCCUCCAAGUAUUCUCAAAUAGUUCAUUCCUGGGGAAUCCUGGACUGUGUGGGCCUCCUCUAGCUGAAUGUUCUGUUCUUCCUUCGCCGACACCCUCAUUACCACCGUCGCAAACAUUGCCACGACAUGGAAAGAAAGUGGCUACUGGAUUUAUCAUUGCGGCUGCUGUUGGAGGCUUUGCUGUGUUUCUGCUAGCUGCUGUUGUUUUCACCGUGUGCUUUUCAAAGAGGAAGGAUAGGAAAGAAGCGGGAGCUGGUUACAAGAGCAAGGGAGCCGAUGGUGCAAGGAUUGACAAGCAUAAAGCGGAUGUGAGCAGUGGUGUCCAAAUGGCUGCCAAGAACAAGUUGGUUUUCUUGGAGGGAUGCAGUUACAACUUUGACUUGGAAGACUUACUGAGAGCUUCCGCAGAAGUCCUUGGCAAGGGGAGCUAUGGAACCGCCUACAAAGCUUUACUCGAGGAUGGCACUAUAGUAGUUGUCAAGAGGCUCAAGGAUGUUGUGGCAGGGAAGAAAGAAUUUGAGCAGCAGAUGGAGCUUAUCGGAAGGGUAGGCAAACAUGCAAACCUCGUGCCUCUGCGUGCUUACUACUACUCAAAGGAUGAAAAGCUUGUGGUUUAUGAAUUUGUUACUACUGGAAGCUUUUCAGCCAUGCUACACGGUAUUAAGGGCCUUGUGGAGAAGACCCCAUUGGACUGGAAUACGAGGAUGAAGAUCAUACUUGGAACAGCACAGGGCAUUGCACACAUCCAUGCAGAAGGAGGCCCCAAGCUUGCUCAUGGCAACAUCAAGUCCACCAACGUGCUCCUGGAUCAAGACCACAACCCUCACGUCUCAGACUACGGGAUGAGCACUCUGAUGAGCCUCCCGAUCAACACCUCCCGGGUGGUGGUCGGCUACCGCGCCCCAGAGACCUAUGAAUCCAGGAAAUUCACCUACAAGUCGGACGUCUACAGCUUCGGCGUGCUCCUCAUGGAGAUGCUGACCGGAAAGGCCCCCCUCCAGUCGCAGGGGCAGGAGGACGUGAUCGACCUGCCCAGGUGGGUGCAUUCCGUGGUCCGGGAGGAGUGGACCGCCGAGGUGUUCGACGUCACGCUGAUGAAGUACCACAACAUCGAGGAUGAGCUGGUGCAGAUGCUGCAGCUGGCCAUGGCCUGCACGUCGCGGUCCCCGGACCGGCGCCCCACGAUGGCAGAGGUGAUCAGGAUGAUCGAGGACCUCCGGCAGUUCACCGCUUCCGAGAGCUGCGCCUCUUCCAAUGAAAACCCCAGGGACUCCAACCCUCCAUCGGCGUAA
Triticum turgidum subsp. durum (durum wheat) is the source of this 1914-nucleotide messenger RNA. NCBI's taxonomy places the organism in Eukaryota, Viridiplantae, Streptophyta, Magnoliopsida, Poales, Poaceae. The record is from the annotation of a GenBank genome assembly.